Molecule: messenger RNA, 646 nt
Organism: Vigna umbellata (rice bean)
Lineage: Eukaryota; Viridiplantae; Streptophyta; Magnoliopsida; Fabales; Fabaceae
Gene: CLV3
Product: CLAVATA3
Molecular function (GO): receptor serine/threonine kinase binding
Source: RefSeq, a predicted model, not a curated record
UUUUUCAAUAAUUAAAUUUUAGCUUUACUUUCUUUAAUCAUUUCUUUUUAAAAUGGCUGCAUGAGCCAUCAUUCUAAACUUUGAAUCAUACCACUAUAAAUAACUCCACACCAUUCUCAUCUUCACCUCACAACACACCUUCCUCUCCCUGUGCAAAAGUUGCACCCCUUCCUUCAUUCUCUCAGGCUUUUUUCUCUUCAAUGGCAUCAAAGUUGAUUUUUACCACUUUCGUUUUACUAAUGCUUCUGUGCUUGCUUCUUACGAGGGAGCCUUCUGGUUGUGGUUCUGCAUAUGAAUGCUUUGGUGCUAAUGCAGCUGGUCUCGGGGACAUUCCAAACAGGAAGGCGCUGACUCUUUUGAAGAAUAAGAAAACUGCUCUAAAAGUUUUGCAAGGAUCAUCAAGCAUCAAGUAUGGUGAAAAGCCACUGAGUUGGGAGUUAAGGAAGGUUCCUUCAGGUCCAGACCCGCUGCAUCAUAAUGGUGUCAACCCCAAAAAACCUCAAACUCCUUAAACUCACCACUUGAACCUGCUUUGCCCUAGUUUUUGUUAUCAGUGUGAACAUCUAUGGCAUAUGUUUAUUGAAAAAAAAAUAUAUAAACAUACACUCGUUUUCUUUUUUAUUAUCUCUUUGUAUUUCUCGUUUUC